Molecule: messenger RNA, 1481 nt
Organism: Rhizophagus irregularis DAOM 181602=DAOM 197198
Lineage: Eukaryota; Fungi; Glomeromycota; Glomeromycetes; Glomerales; Glomeraceae
Biological process (GO): negative regulation of TORC1 signaling; positive regulation of autophagy
Cellular component (GO): GATOR1 complex; vacuolar membrane
Molecular function (GO): GTPase activator activity
Source: RefSeq, a predicted model, not a curated record
UUCAUCAGAUAAUCAAUUUUCAAUUCCCUUUUUUCCUUAAUUUUUUUUUGAUAUGCAAGAUUACGCUCAACAAGAAAGUGAUUUUCAAGCUGGAAUUCCACCGCGUCUAAUUUCAAUAUUUUAUUCAGUAUUUGAUCUCAAUAAAGGGCCAAAGGUAGUAUUUGAAGUACCAGAAGGUUCCAUAAUAUCCACAGGACUGUCAACAUCGAUCAUAGAUUUUGAUUCAAUUUCGGAGUAUAUUAUACCAAAACAACAAUUAUGCGGACAUUUAGUUAGUAUAUGUACUGAAUCAUAUAAAAUUAUGGGAUUCCCGGUGUAUAUAGAAGAUGAUAAGUAUGAGAGGAAUGCAUUUAUGUUUAAUUUAAGUUUUGUAUUUGACCGUGAUGCCGAUACUUCGAGUUAUGAACCUGUUGUAAGAAAAGUUGCGAGAGUUCUAACUUCUUUAGAAACUGAAAAUGAGUUUUUGUCAAAUGAAGCUACAAAGGAUGUUAUGUACAAUAUUAUCGAACAACUUCUUGAGGAUCUUAAUAGCUACUGCGAAUGCCAAAUCCCGAUCAACUCUGCAAAUACAAUUAAUUUAAAAUUAUUUCCAACUUAUCGUAAUCCUCCGCCAGUUUAUGAUUAUCAAGUGCCAAUUUGCACAGUUAAUCUUAAAGCAUUGAUGGAUGACAAUUGGGAUAUUACGAUGAAAAAGAUAGCGAUGCAUAUAAAUGGCAUACAUCAUGUUAAAAAAAUAGCAGAAAUGGCGGAUGUGGAUUAUGGACUUGCUAGAAAAUGCAUGGAACAUUUGUUGUAUUAUGGAUGUGUUAUCAUGAUUGAUAUUUUCCAGUUUUCAAAUGUAUAUGCCGUAAAACCAGAUAUUAUGAGAAUAAUUGAGGAUGAAACAGUUCAGAGCGAAUGUUUAUCAUAUGUGAAAAAACCUGGCACGACACCACCUUCGUUUGCCAAAUUAUUUUCUCUAUACUGUUCAUUAAAACAUGGAUCUACACUCAAAGAAUGGGUUCAGGAUAAUCAAGUUGAGUCUCUGAAUAUAGACAUAAGACGUUUCAUAUCCUUUGGUGUAAUCAAAGGGUUUUUAUAUCGAGUUCACAAAUAUCCAAUAUUACCUGAACCACAUAACCAACAAAGUGAAUUACCAUCUCGACUGCGAAAAUUACUUAAUGGGAAGCAUCAUUAUGAUGAGAUCUGUACAAUGGAGGGUUGUAGUGCCCGUAAACUAGAUGAAAUUCUUGCUGCUGAGCCUGAAGUCAAAUUUAUUUGGAGAUAAUUAAACUAAUUUUUAUAUUUAUGGUAAUGAGAUAUUUUAGCUAUUUAAUUCUUAAGAUGAUUGGUAAGUAUCAAAGUAAAUAAUGGGUAUUAAUUACUAACUUAAAAUUACUAAUAACAUUAAAAUGAAAUACAUUUAUAAACGCGGUUAUAUAUUAUCACCUAAUUUAAUAUCAUGUAAUUUACUCAAAAAAAAAACCAUAAUAAUAAAUAUU